AUGACUGCUUCUUCAAAUCUACCAGGUGUCAACGGUGACGCCAGUGCCAAGCCAGAUGAACGCGGUAGACAGAACGACGUAUGGAAACACGCCCCUGUACUCGUAGGCACAACCAAAUUCGAACCUCGUUCGGAUGUCAAGAACAUUAUGAUUACAGGCGGCGCUGGCUUCAUCGCUUGCUGGGUAGUCCGCCACCUCACUCUGACAUAUCCACACGCCUACAACGUUGUCUCAUUCGACAAGCUCGACUAUUGUGCUGCUCUUAACAAUACUGGCGUUCUUGGUGAAUCACGAAACUUUACCUUCUACCAUGGCGAUAUCACCAACCCCGCUGAAGUCGUUGACUGCAUGGAGCGAUACAGCAUUGAUACUGUUCUGCAUUUUGCUGCUCAAUCGCAUGUAGACCUCAGCUUCGGCAACUCCUAUGGCUUCACGCACACAAAUGUCUACGGGACUCAUGUUUUACUCGAGAGUGCCAAGAAAGUCGGCAUUGGUCGCUUCGUCCAUGUGUCGACGGAUGAAGUAUACGGCGAGGUCAAGGACGACGACGACGACCUUCUUGAGACUAGUAUACUAGCCCCAACAAACCCAUACGCUGCCAGCAAAGCAGCCGCCGAGAUGUUGGUACAAUCUUAUCAAAAGAGCUUCAAGCUUCCAGCCAUAAUCGUGCGCAGCAAUAACGUUUAUGGCCCUCACCAAUACCCAGAGAAAAUCAUCCCAAAGUUCAUAUGUCUCUUAAACCGCCAGCGACCGCUGGUGCUGCAUGGUGAUGGGAUGCCCACACGGAGGUAUCUAUACGCUGGCGAUGCAGCAGAUGCUUUCGAUACAAUCCUGCACAAGGGGCAGAUUGGCCAGAUUUACAAUGUCGGCUCGCAUGACGAGGUGUCCAAUCUAGAGCUCUCUUCGAUGUUGCUAGAUCGAAUGAAGAUUUCACACGACACCUCAGAACAGCUCCGCAAGUGGAUCAAAUACACUCGGGAUAGGCCUUUCAACGACCGCCGAUAUGCAGUUGAUGGUUCUAAACUAAAGCGACUUGGUUGGGAACAGAAGGUGUCUAUCGACGAGGGCCUAAAGAUCACGGUCGACUGGUUCACUCAGUUUGGAGAGUCUUGGUGGGGAGAUAUCAGCCAUGUGCUUACGCCCUUCCCUACUGUGAGCGACGGUGAAAUGGUCCCAGACGAUGCACGAUCAAUGCGCGACGAGCCGCUUGAGUCGCAGGAUGUUCGACAAGGCAAGCUACCGGAACAACAGACGAAGGAAGAUACCAACGGAUGUCGAGAUACAAGGAACAGAGACGACACGAAUGGAGUGCAUCGACCUAGCGACCGUCAGAUUACUGUCUGA
This is a messenger RNA of Fusarium coffeatum, 1344 nucleotides long. RefSeq lists its product as uncharacterized. Gene Ontology annotation, molecular function: dTDP-glucose 4,6-dehydratase activity. The coding region runs from base 1 to 1344 and encodes 447 amino acids. Gene Ontology annotation, biological process: nucleotide-sugar metabolic process. NCBI's taxonomy places the organism in Eukaryota, Fungi, Ascomycota, Sordariomycetes, Hypocreales, Nectriaceae. The record is from RefSeq and is a predicted model, not a curated record. The transcript is spliced from 4 exons.